Messenger RNA from Adineta steineri, 1212 nucleotides. The record is from the annotation of a GenBank genome assembly. NCBI's taxonomy places the organism in Eukaryota, Metazoa, Rotifera, Eurotatoria, Adinetida, Adinetidae.
AUGUCGUGGUCGUAUUUAAAAAAUCAUUCUCGGACAUUACUUGUUGCUAUUCCAUCAACAGUUGCACUUGUUGGAUGUUUAUGGAGAAUAAUAAAACGGUAUCCAUCUAGUAUUAUUAUGGUUCCAACAGAAGAAAAUCAAUUUAUAAUUGAUCAUUGUCCAUCAUUUAAUGAAUAUCGUCCAACACCAUGGAUAUUCAAUGGUCAUCUUAUGACAGUAUUUGGUGUACUUUUUCGUCCAUUACCUAAAAUUAUAUUUGAACGUAUUCUUCUUCCAGUUGAUGAUGGUGGUGGAACAAUUGCAAUUGAUUGGCAUACAAAACCACAUCCUGGUCAACCUAUAUUAGUAAUUCUUCAUGGAUUAACAGGUGGUUCAGAUAAUGAAUAUAUACGUUGGAUGAUAUUAUCGGCUUCUUCAAAACUUAACAUAUGUUGUGUAGUUAUACAUGCGCGUGGAUGUGGUCGAUCACAAUUAACAUCAGCUCGAUCAUUCUGUGCUGCUAAUACAGAUGACUUACGUAUAUCAAUAAAAUAUAUUCGCUCAAUUAUUGGAGAUCAAACGCCUUUAUUUGCUGUUGGUUAUUCUCUUGGUGCUGGUAUAUUAACAAAAUAUCUUGGUGAAGAAAGUAAUAAAUGUAUAUUAGAUGGUGCAAUUGUAUGUUGUGCUAGUUUUGAUAUGCUUUUAUCAAAUGCAAAUAUGGAACAAUGGUUACAAGUACAUACAUAUAAUCGUCGUUUAACAAAUAAUCUUAUACGAUAUAUCAAACAGCAUGAACAUCAUUUUGCUAAAACAGAAUCAUUACCUAAUCUUAAUAUGAAUGAAGCAUAUCAAUCAAAAACUAUACGAGAUUUUGAUCGACAUGUUGUUGUACCACAAUAUGGUUAUCGUGAUGUUGAACAUUAUUAUAGUGAAGCAUCAUCAAAAAUCUGGUUAAAAUCUAUUCGAAUACCAACACUUAUUUUAAGUGCUAUUGAUGAUCCCAUAUGUCCAAUUGAUGGUUUACCUAUCGAAGAUAUUUUACAAAAUCAAUAUUUAAUUGCAAUAAAAACAUUAGAAGGUGGUCAUGUUAGUUAUCUACAAGGCUGGUGGCCACGAACCUAUUCUUAUGAUAAUGUUGUUGUAAUUGAUUAUAUUAAAGCAAGACUUAAACAAAUGAAAUAUGAACUUGAAACAAAAAUUGAUGAUCAAAAAUCACUUAGUAUUAAUAUUUAA